AUGGCUCCCACCUUGGCUUUGCUGCUCCUCUGCCAAGUAGCCUUAUACACAACUGCUACAUCCAAGAAAGUGUGUGGCCGACCUCCUGUCACCGAUGGCAUUGAUGAUACGACCCUAAAACGCGUCUAUGAGAUUGGAGAGGUGGUGAUCCUCGCAUGUGGACAAGGAUACCUGCCUUCAACAGCGGCUUCGAGCAGGAUAAUCUGCUCUGACACGGGGGAAUGGACGCAGUUGAACCUGGCCUGCUCCCCCAAGAUGUGUCCGAUCCCCAGACCUCUGCAGCCGCUGGCCAUGGGGAGGACAGAGGCUCCGUUCAAGAGCGUGCUCAACUUCACGUGCGAUGACGGGUAUGUCAUGCUGGGAGCCAAUGAAAGCCGGUGUUUACAUGACGGCACCUGGAGCAACCCGCCUCCUGUCUGCAAAGCUGUGAACUGUCCCCUGCCCAGAGCACCGAGAGACGGGAGGAUUGUCCACGAUAAAUCAGUUACUGGAAGCACCACCAUGUACGGACAGGGCUGGACAUACGAGUGUACUUCACCUAAAGCUCCCAGCUAUGAGAGGGGAUCCUGCAUGGCUGAUGGGACUGUACCCGAACCGCCAGUGUGUCGAGAGGUGAGCUGCUCCAUCCCAACAAACAUACCAAACGGCGUCAUCACCUUCGCUGUGAUGAGGCCACACGGCUACAAGGAGAAGGUUAAAUACGCCUGCAAUGAGCACUAUGUUCUGGACGGAGAGGCUGAGAUUCAGUGCCAAAACACAGGAAACUGGUCAUCAAAGCCAGUCUGCAGGGCUCCCUGCACCGUUGGCAUCAAACGAGGCCGAAUCUUCUACAACGCCAAGAAGCUCUGGAUCGCAGACCUGAAGCCAAACAGAGUCUUCCAUGGAGAGCACGUCGCCUUCUACUGUCUGAACAGAGACGAAAGGUGUGGCUACCCGGUGGUCAGCACCUGUAACGACGGGUCUCUCCCCAUCCCAGAAUGCUUCGAGGAACCAGGAAAGGUGGAGUACAGCUUGAGGGCCAAAACCCUUCCAUCAGAAAUCACCAUGUGUGCUUCUUCCCCCCCUGCGAGUACAACAAGCUCCACCAGACCCGCAUGACCUCUAACUGAAUGAUUAACUGCAUUGUAUUCUGAGACAGGGCCGGCUGUGUUAAUGGUCGUUGUUUAUUUUGUCAUUUUUAACUGGUAAUAAAAAUAUAGUGGUAAUUAUGAAUGAAAUAA
This is a messenger RNA of Stegastes partitus (bicolor damselfish), 1220 nucleotides long. Its product is annotated as beta-2-glycoprotein 1-like. The transcript is spliced from 8 exons. Lineage: Eukaryota; Metazoa; Chordata; Actinopteri; Pomacentridae. The record is from RefSeq and is a predicted model, not a curated record. Bases 1 to 1098 code for a protein of 365 amino acids.